This is a messenger RNA of Cucurbitaria berberidis CBS 394.84, 222 nucleotides long. RefSeq lists its product as uncharacterized. The record is from RefSeq and is a predicted model, not a curated record. NCBI's taxonomy places the organism in Eukaryota, Fungi, Ascomycota, Dothideomycetes, Pleosporales, Cucurbitariaceae. The annotation marks the transcript as partial. The transcript has 2 exons.
AUUCUCUGCGGCAACGCAACUAAGAGCGGAGACUUUAGUAGGAAUUCUAAAAAAAGUUUUCUUUUUUUUUUAAUAGUUUAUUACCCUAAAAUCAGUUUGUCUGGAGCUAGGUGCUGUAUUUUUGCAGCGUUUAGUACGCUCCUAACAAGCUUUAAAAAUUUAUUUAAAAAAAUAGUUUUUAUACUAAAUUGUACUUAUAACCGCAGCAGGUUUCUAAAGUAA